GUGAGUCGACUAGCAAUAAUAAUACUAACGCCUAGUGUCCACAAAGCGUAGAGAGAGAAACCUGGACCUGCGCUGGAGACUGGAGUUGAGUUUCUCGCUCUACACAAAACAAUACACCACCGUUUCAAAUUCAAAUAAUCAAAGCCCCAGAUUUCAAAUCUCUUCAUUGAUUCUACUGAUUUUCAUUCAUAACCCUAGCAUUUCGAUCAACCUCUGUGUUGCGUUUAUAUAUAUUGUGUUCGAUUGAGAUUUGAUAAUGAGUAGCACCAAGUCCGAAGAGCGCAACGAGAAGAUCAUUAGGGGCCUUAUGAAGCUCCCUCCCAAUCGCAGAUGCAUCAACUGCAAUAGUCUCGGACCCCAGUAUGUUUGCACAACCUUCUGGACAUUUGUUUGCAUAACAUGCAGCGGGAUACACCGUGAGUUCACUCACCGUGUAAAGUCUGUUUCUAUGUCUAAAUUUACUUCACAAGAAGUUGAAGCUCUUCAAAAAGGUGGCAAUCAGCGUGCAAGGGAAACAUUUUUAAAUGCUUGGGAUCAGCACAUGCAGAGAUUCCCCGAUAGCAGCAAUGCUGAUAAAAUUCGAGAGUUUAUCAAGGCAGUUUAUGUUGAUAAAAAAUAUGCUGGAGGAAAGACAUCCGAUAAACCUCCAAGAGGUACACAGGACCUUAAGAAUCACGAAGACGAGACGAGGCGAGCUAGUUCCUAUCAUUCGUAUUCUCAAAGCCCACCUUACGAUUACCAAUACGAGGAAAGGCGUUAUGGAAAGCAAGCUUUCGCCCUUACUAGAAAGGCCGGUUCAGACAGAGGCCUUAAAACAUCUAGUUUCUUGAGUCCCAGUCACUCAAGUGACAAUGGAUUGGAUGGAGGCUUUUCAAAUGAGGGGUCUAAUACAGGUGAUUUGAACAAGUAUGAGACCCAAGCACCUACCUUUCAAACAGGUUUUGGAUUCGGCAGUCCCUCUAGUGAAUCGUCAAGGGAUAUAUUUAAUGAAGAAAUAAAUCAUCAUAAUGUUAAUACAUAUUCGGAUGCACAUACCAAGGGUACUGCAGACCAGGUUCCCCAUUCACAGCGGACUGCGUCUACGAGCAGCUUUGGAUCAUUUAACAGCAAUUCUAUGUCCUUCAAGUCAGUAACUUCUGAAAAUGCAGAUGGCCCAUUAGAACCUGACCAAUCUGCAGGGAGCCGUAAUAAUAAAUUAGCUACCUUUCUCUCCCUACCACAUUCCACAGUUUCUGGGACUUCUACUGGUGUUGACCUAUUCGAUAGCCCAUUUGUAUCUGAAACUGUUACAUCCUCAGCCUCAGCCCCUGAUUUGUUUAAGCUACCCAGAACAUCAACUUUACCUGUAGAUUGGUUUCAGACAUCCUCCCCAUUUUCAACUUCGAAUUCUGAUCAGCAGUCUCAAAAUUUGCCGCCUCCAUCUUUAGAUAUAUUUUCUGAUGUGCCUCAGCCGCAUUUAGUGGGAUCCUUGAGUGAGAGGUCAUUAGAUGUUACUGAGAAAAAUGAAGGAUGGGCAACGUUUGAUGUACCUCAGCUUAUGGAGCCUAGUCAAGGGAAUCAAAUACCAACAUCUACAACUGCUGUGACAGUACCUCCUAAAGUGGAAGUAUCUUUAACAGAUGCUGACAACUUAUUACUCUCAAACACAACUCCACAGUGGUCCUCAUUUCUUGAUUCUGGUUUUACCGAACCUCAUUCAUCAAUUCCUGAUAAGUGGCAUGAGAGUAUGCUCAAUUUCGAAGUCCCCAGUAAUGCAGGAGCUGAUCAGUCAUGGAAUGCAUUUGAUAAUCUAGAUGAACAGCUUCCAUUUGAAAAAGAUUACCAGCAAAGUAGUGAACAAGUUGCAGUGCAGAAUCCUUCUUCAUUUGCUGAUGGAUAUAUGGGCAUCAGAGUAUCAGAGUCUGGAACACUAUUUCCUGCAACUGAUGUAAAAUCUACCAACCCGUUUGAUAUUCCUUUCGAUACUGAUUUAGAGCCCAACAAUGAGUUUUUGGACAUGAGCUCUUUGCAAGCCGUUUUACCUAAUGGCCACAUGCCUGCUUCCUUUAUUGCUGCUGUGCCUGAUCCUUGGUUUUCUCAGAAUCCAAUCACAUAUCCUGGCGGACCACAAGGUGACUUGGGAUUAUUUGGUGGGCCAGCACCAAGCACACAAAUACUGGGUGUUGCAUCUCACGAGCCUGUGGCACAAACCGGAGGAAAUCCUUUUGCGUAGAAUUUGAUAGUAUAUUUGUUCUUUUCUUUUAGUUUAGUGUUAUCCGCGUUUGGUUUGCCUGUGAAGUUGAUAAUGUUUUAUCUGUGUCAUUAUUUUCACUUUGCAGUCUAAUAAACGUUGCUUUUAAUA
Messenger RNA from Daucus carota subsp. sativus, 2341 nucleotides. RefSeq names its product probable ADP-ribosylation factor GTPase-activating protein AGD14. The record is from RefSeq and is a predicted model, not a curated record. Lineage: Eukaryota; Viridiplantae; Streptophyta; Magnoliopsida; Apiales; Apiaceae. The coding region runs from base 257 to 2212 and encodes 651 amino acids. Gene Ontology annotation, molecular function: GTPase activator activity. The transcript has 12 exons.